AUGCUUCUUAGACGGUUACUGACCUGGACGCCCCAGCCAGGUUAUACUUUCAAAUGUGGGCUUGAAAUACAUACCCAGCUCAAGACGAACUUCAAGCUUUUUUCGCUAUCGAAAAACUCCCCAGACUCGCCUCCCAAUGCCAACACCAGUUACUUUGACUACGGGCUUCCCGGAACGUUUCCCCAGCUCAAUCCCGAAGCUUUGCUUCUAGCUUUGAAGGCUGCUGCUGCUUUGAACUCGAAUAUCAGCGAAUUGUGCCAUUUUGAUCGUAAGCAUUACUUCUACCUCGACCAGCCAAUGGGGUACCAAUUGACCCAGCAUCACAGACCAUUGGCAAAGGAUGGGGAAUUGCAAUUGAGCAAGAAGUACGAUAACGUUAGUGAAGACCAUGUUAUACGAAUUGAGCAGAUCCAGCUUGAGCAGGAUACGGGAAAGCUUAAUUAUAAUGAGUACGAUGAGGCAAUCAGUGUUGACCUCAAUAGGGCCAAUGUUCCUUUGAUUGAGCUUGUCACUAAGCCAGACUUUACUCAUUUAGACCAGGUGAAAGCCUUUGUUAGAAAGUAUUUGACGUUGAUGUCUCACUUGGGCGUGUGCUCUGGUGACAUGGAGAAGGGUGCUAUGCGUUGCGAUGUGAACAUCUCUGUGAACGGUGGAAAGAGAGUGGAGGUUAAGAACUUGGGUUCCACAUCUGAAGUGGUUGCUGCAGCAACUCAUGAAUACAAUAGACAAGUCGAACACUUGAAGACUUCUGAAGAACCAAUCGUUCAAGAGACGAGAGCAUGGGACGGAAAAGUUACUUCCAGAAGAAGAGAUAAGGAAGAUGCAAACGAUUACAGAUACUUGCCAGAUACUGAGAUUCCCGGUGUGUUCUUGUCGCCAAACAUCAAAGAAGAGAUUCAAGCCAUUCUUCCUGAGUUGCCAAAUGAAAUCUUGGAGAGGCUCACUCAGGAACCUUAUGGUCUUGAAAUCAAGCAUGCACGUUUCCUCGUGGACAACAUUGAUGUCCUCCACUACUACUCAGACUUGUACGAAUAUGGAUGCAUAGGUGCUAUGCUUCCAGUGAAGACCGUUAACAACUGGCUCAUCCAUGAAUUGAUUGGUGCUUUCCGCAAGUUAGACUUACCUUUCGACCGUACAGCCAUUACCCCAAGAAGCUUUACUGAAUUGAUUGUGAUGGUCAACAAGGACAAGAUUACCUUCUCAUCGGCUAAGCUUCUUUUGGUACAGCUCUUGCAGAGUUCUCCUGAGGAAAGACGCCUUCCAAUCAAAGACUUGAUUGAGAAGUACGACUUGGCUUCUGCUAGUGGCGUGGCUACUCACGAUCUAGACGAUGCCAUCAAUGAAAUCUGCCGCAGUAUUGUUGACCAUAAUGGUGACGUUGUGGAGAAAAUCAAGGGCGGCAAGACUAACUCCCUUAACCACCUUAUUGGCCUCGCCAUGAAGGAAACCCUGGUUUGA
Messenger RNA from Candidozyma haemuli, 1458 nucleotides. RefSeq names its product glutamyl-tRNA(Gln) amidotransferase subunit. The record is from RefSeq and is a predicted model, not a curated record. Bases 1 to 1458 code for a protein of 485 amino acids. Lineage: Eukaryota; Fungi; Ascomycota; Pichiomycetes; Serinales; Metschnikowiaceae. Gene Ontology annotation, biological process: glutaminyl-tRNAGln biosynthesis via transamidation; mitochondrial translation. The transcript has 2 exons. Gene Ontology annotation, molecular function: glutaminyl-tRNA synthase (glutamine-hydrolyzing) activity.